AACAAGAGGCCCACUGUGGGUCUCACGCGCCCCUCACGGAGAGAGGAGGGCCCAGAGGAGGGCGCGGCGCUGCAGCCCGGAACCUUUGUGCGAGCAGAGCGCGUUGCUACCCGGAGACUCCUGCGCUACAGCCCGGCCGGCCAGCCAGGCGCCGGAAGUGAGGUGUCGGAGGCGCCACUGGGAGCUGCCACGUCCGAGGCCGGGAGCCACCGCCGCUGCAGCCAUGGUGUCAGUAAUUAACACUGUGGACACCUCCCAUGAGGACAUGAUUCACGAUGCCCAGAUGGACUACUAUGGCACCCGCCUGGCAACCUGCUCAUCAGACAGGUCCGUCAAAAUCUUUGAUGUACGCAACGGAGGGCAGAUCCUCAUCGCAGACCUCAGGGGUCAUGAGGGACCAGUAUGGCAAGUGGCCUGGGCCCACCCCAUGUAUGGCAAUAUCCUGGCAUCCUGCUCCUAUGACCGAAAAGUUAUUAUCUGGAAAGAGGAAAACGGCACCUGGGAGAAGACGCACGAACACACAGGACACGACUCCUCAGUAAAUUCUGUGUGCUGGGCCCCCCAUGACUACGGCCUAAUCCUGGCCUGUGGGAGCUCAGAUGGGGCCAUCUCCCUGCUGACCUACACUGGGGAAGGCCAGUGGGACGUGAAGAAGAUCAACAAUGCUCACACUAUUGGCUGCAAUGCCGUCAGCUGGGCCCCUGCUGUUGUACCUGGAAGCCUCAUAGACCAGCCUUCAGGACAGAAGCCCAACUACAUCAAGAAAUUUGCCUCAGGCGGCUGUGACAACCUCAUCAAGCUGUGGAAGGAGGAAGAGGAUGGCCAGUGGAAGGAGGAACAGAAGCUGGAAGCACACAGUGACUGGGUUCGAGACGUGGCCUGGGCCCCUUCCAUUGGUCUCCCCACCAGCACCAUCGCCAGUUGUUCCCAGGAUGGUCGUGUGUUCGUUUGGACCUGUGACGAUGCCUCAAGCAAUACGUGGUCUCCCAAACUACUGCACAAGUUCAAUGAUGUUGUGUGGCACGUGAGUUGGUCCAUCACAGCCAACAUUCUGGCCGUCUCGGGUGGAGAUAAUAAGGUGACCCUGUGGAAGGAGUCAGUCGACGGGCAGUGGGUGUGCAUCAGUGAUGUCAACAAGGGCCAGGGUUCCGUGUCUGCUUCCGUCACAGAGAGCCAGCAGAACGAGCAGUGACAAGACUGGCGGGCCAGCUCCCCACCUGCCAAUUCCUGGACCAACUGACCAAACAGCGGCAAGGAAGCGCUCCAACAAGAUGACUUUCCCAGGAAUAGUUAAAACUGCAACGAGAUUGAUCAUCUGCCUUAACAUGAUUUGAUAUGGUUUGUAAUUUAAAAAGCACUCAUUAUGAGGGAGAAACUACAAAUGAUCUAUUAUUUAAAAAUAUUUUUUGGCCAUUUUUAUGUACCUUUUGGGUUCAGGCAUUAUUUGGGAGUUUGUGUUUCCAAAGUAAUUAAACAUGAUGUUUAUAA
This is a messenger RNA of Myotis myotis, 1488 nucleotides long. It is a transcript of the gene SEC13, whose product is annotated as SEC13 homolog, nuclear pore and COPII coat complex component. Bases 224 to 1192 code for a protein of 322 amino acids. The transcript is spliced from 9 exons. Lineage: Eukaryota; Metazoa; Chordata; Mammalia; Chiroptera; Vespertilionidae. Gene Ontology annotation, molecular function: protein binding; structural molecule activity. Gene Ontology annotation, biological process: protein import into nucleus; positive regulation of TOR signaling; COPII-coated vesicle budding. Gene Ontology annotation, cellular component: COPII vesicle coat; nuclear pore outer ring. The record is from RefSeq and is a predicted model, not a curated record.